UCUCUCGCAGUGUGACAAGAGCCUGAAGUGAAAUCACUUGUGUCCAAAGGAGAUCCACAGCCAGCUGCAGACAGAGUGCAUACUUUUUAUACGAGGCAAGAUGGAACAAGUAUUGGCGCCUUUAAGGGAGGCUGUGAAGCAACAGGGUGACUUGGUGCAUCAGUUGAAGGAGAAAGGCUCCUCAGAGCAAGAGGUGAGCAAAGCCGUGGCGGAGCUGAAGGCGCGGAAGAAGAUUCUAGAGGCAAAGGAGCUUGCUUUGCAACCCAAAGAUGACACAGUGGACAGGGUGAAAAUGGAAGACACGUUGAAGAGGAGAUUCUUCUAUGAUCAGGCUUUUGCCAUAUAUGGAGGUGUGAGCGGCCUGUAUGACUUCGGCCCAGUUGGCUGUGCCCUGAAGAACAACAUCCUGCAGGUGUGGAGGCAGCACUUCAUCCAGGAGGAGCAGAUCCUGGAGAUCGACUGCACCAUGCUGACCCCCGAGCCUGUCCUCAAGACGUCAGGGCAUGUGGAUAAAUUUGCUGACUACAUGGUGAAAGAUGCCCAGACUGGAGAGUGCUACCGAGCCGAUCACCUCCUCAAAGCUCACUUGAAAAAACUGAUGUCCGAUGAGAAGUGCUCGGUGGAGAAGGUGAAUGAGAUGGAGGAUGUGAUCACUCAGAUGGAUAACUACACUCAGCAGGAGCUUGCUGAUCUCUUUGUGAAAUACAACGUCAAGUCUCCCUCCACAGGAAAUGACCUCACACCUCCCAUCUCCUUCAACCUGAUGUUUCAGACGUCCAUUGGGCCGGGAGGCAACAUGCCCGGCUAUCUGAGGCCUGAAACAGCUCAGGGAAUGUUCCUCAACUUCAAGCGUUUAUUGGAGUUUAACCAGGGGAAACUGCCCUUUGGUGCCGCUCAGAUAGGAAACUCCUUCAGGAACGAAAUCUCUCCUCGCUCUGGACUCAUCCGUGUCAGAGAGUUCACCAUGGCUGAGAUUGAGCACUUUGUGGAUCCAAAGGAGAAGGUCCACCCUAAAUUCUCCAAAGUGGCCGACCUGGAGAUCCUGCUGUUCUCCUCGAGGGCUCAGACCAGCGGACGGCCUGCACAGAUCAUGAGGCUGGGGGAUGCUGUGGAGCAGGGAGUGAUCAACAAUUCAGUGCUGGGUUACUUCAUUGGAAGAAUCUACCUGUAUCUGAUUAAGGCGGGGCUCUCCAAAGACAAAGUGCGCUUCCGGCAGCACAUGGACAACGAGAUGGCUCACUAUGCGUGUGACUGCUGGGAUGCAGAGUCCAAAACCUCCUAUGGCUGGAUAGAAAUUGUGGGCUGCGCUGAUCGCUCCUGUUAUGACCUCUCAUGUCACUCCAGAGCCACCAAAGUCCCUCUAGUGGCAGAGAAGCCUUUGAAAGAACCCAGAGUAGUAGAUGUUGUCCAGUUUGAACCCAACAAAGGAGCCAUAGGGAUGGCCUACAAGAAAGACGCCAAGCAGGUUCUGGACUACCUGUCCGUCUGUGACGAAUGCUACAUCAGUGACCAGGAGAAGCUUCUCAGUGACACUGGGGAGUUCAGCUUUGAGUCGGACGGCAAAACAUUCAGACUGACCAAAGACAUGGUCAGCGUGAAGAGGUUCCAGAAAACCUUGCACGUGGAGGAGAUUGUUCCAAAUGUAAUCGAGCCCUCGUUUGGCAUCGGGAGAAUCAUGUACUCCAUCUUCGAGCACUCAUUUCGUAUCCGGCAGGGGGACGAGCAGAGGACGUAUUUCAGCUUCCCUGCAACUGUAGCUCCAUAUAAAUGUUCCAUCCUGCCUUUGAGCCAAAACCAGGAGUUCGUGCCAUUUGUCUGCCAGUUAUCUGAGGCGAUGACCAAAAAUGGUGUGUCUCACAAGGUGGACGACUCUUCAGGAUCCAUCGGGCGUCGCUACGCCAGGUCAGACGAGAUCGGAGUGGCCUUCGGUAUCACCGUUGACUUCGACACCGUCAACAAGACGCCUCGCACAGCCACGCUGAGAGACCGGGACUCAAUGAGACAGAUCAGGGCCGAGGUCACUGAGCUCCCAGAGGUGGUUCGGGAUCUGGCUAACGGCACCUUGACGUGGGCUGAGGUGGAGAGCAAGUACCCCGUGUUUGAGGGACAGGAGACCAGCAAGAAGGAGUAAGCAGACAGGGACUCCUCUACUCGUCACUCAGGGACCAUAUUGCCAAUAAAGAUUUUGCAUUUAAUCAUUUUUUAUAAAACUCGCUUAAAAAUUUUGAAAAAUCCAAUGCACAGGCUAAAUAUUAUGACUGUAUUUGUGGUGAAUAGAAUAUUAAAUCCAUUUACUGUAUCUUUAUCUGUAUUCAGACAUACAGACAUAUUAUGGUAUACAGAUCAAGUAAACAGCAGCCUCUGGAGAUUCACAUUCUUCACACAGACUGAAUGAAAACUACUCACAAACAUGCUGGAGGGCUAACACAGUCCUCUGUGGCCUCAUACCUCCGACUGCAUUAUUGCCACUUGAACAACUCUCUUAACAACUCCCAGUGGAUGAUUCUAUUAAAGCAGAAAACAUUUAUCUUGUAUGUCUUGACUUUUCCAAAUAAACCGCAUAUGCCUCUUUC
Molecule: messenger RNA, 2573 nt
Organism: Seriola aureovittata
Lineage: Eukaryota; Metazoa; Chordata; Actinopteri; Carangiformes; Carangidae
Product: glycine--tRNA ligase
Exons: 17
Coding region: 101-2131 (676 amino acids)
Biological process (GO): mitochondrial glycyl-tRNA aminoacylation
Cellular component (GO): cytoplasm; mitochondrion
Molecular function (GO): ATP binding; glycine-tRNA ligase activity
Source: RefSeq, a predicted model, not a curated record